AAACUGGAAGGCUUACAAAAUACGCACUCCCAAAAAAUCCGUUAUCGAAAUUGAAAAGAAAAAAUGGCUUCUUCCGAUCAUCAGCAAUUACUUCUCGUCCAUCGUUUUCCUCGAUUCAAAACCCUAUUCGUAUCCAAACUCCGUACCCGUUACCGAAUUCUGGACCCGCUUGAUGAAUCCGACCCAUCAUUUCUACCCCUUUCGGGUUCGGUUCGGGUCAUGCUGUGUGUGGGUCCUACUCCUGUAACAUCGGAAAUACUUGAUAAGUAUCCUUCAUUGGAAUGUAUUGUUGGUACUAGUGCUGGAUUUGACCAUUUUGACCUUGUUGAGUGUCGCCGACGUGGCAUCCGUGUAACUACUGCUGGUGAUUCUUUCUCUGAUGACGUGGCGGAUCUUGCUGUUGGGAUGUUGAUUGAUUUGCUACGAAAGGUCUCUGUUGGUAAUAGGUUUGUACGUGGUGGUUGUUGGCCUGUUAAAGGAGAAUUUCCCCUUGGUUCUAAGGUUGGUGGAAAACGAGUGGGCAUUGUAGGUUUAGGGAGCAUUGGUUCAAGGGUCGGUAAGAGACUUGAGGCCUUUGGCUGCAGCAUCGCAUACACCUCAAAGAGGAUGAAGCCUAGCGUUCCGUUUCCUUUCCAUUCUAAUAUUCAUGAUCUUGCAAUUAACAGUGAUGUUCUAAUUCUUUGUUGUUCUUUAACAAAAGAAACACACCGCAUGGUUGACAAAGAGUUGCUGACUGCCCUCGGGAAGGACGGUAUUGUCAUAAAUGUUGGACGAGGGGCGAUCGUUGAUGAGAAGGAACUGGUUCAGUUUCUGAAGAGAGGUGAGAUUGGUGGUGCUGGUCUUGAUGUUUAUGAAAACGAGCCCCAUGUGCCAGAGGAAUUGUUUGGAUUGGAUAAUGUCGUGCUGUCUCCACAUGUUGCUGUUUUAACUCCAGAGUCUUUUGAAGCACUUGAAGGGCUAUUCACUUACAACAUAGAAGCUUUUUUUUCAAAUAAACCCUUGCGGGCUCAAAUUGAAUAUGAAUGAUGGAAUUUUCUGUUCGACAUGUAAGUAUACAGUUCUUUUAUCAGAAAUUUACUGCUGUGAUCAAUUUCAUUAAGUUUCUGCACCAA
This is a messenger RNA of Lycium barbarum (goji berry), 1112 nucleotides long. RefSeq names its product glyoxylate/hydroxypyruvate reductase HPR3-like. The transcript is spliced from 2 exons. Lineage: Eukaryota; Viridiplantae; Streptophyta; Magnoliopsida; Solanales; Solanaceae. Gene Ontology annotation, molecular function: NAD binding; glyoxylate reductase (NADPH) activity; hydroxypyruvate reductase [NAD(P)H] activity. Gene Ontology annotation, cellular component: cytosol. The record is from RefSeq and is a predicted model, not a curated record. The coding region runs from base 64 to 1026 and encodes 320 amino acids.